AACCUCCACUUCACCAUUCUCAACACCUAUAUAAUCCCUCCAUAAGAGCUCAAAUCUUCCACAAAAUCCCAAAGUAUCUAAUUCUCUCAAGAUCUUGCAUUCCAACUCUGCAAUGGAUGGAGUGAUGGCACUGGCUUCACAAAGAGCAGUGGUGAUCUUCUCCGACAGCUCUUGCUGUAUGUGCCACAGUGUUAAGGAGCUCUUCAUAGGGCAACUGGGCGUCAAUCCUGCCAUUUAUGAGCUCGAUGAGGAUCCAAAAGGGAAGGAGAUGGAGAAGACUCUGGCAAGAAUGCUUCAGAGCAGCUCGCCUUUACCUGCUGUGUUUAUAGGUGGUAAAUUGGUCGGCCCAACUGAUCGAAUAAUGUCUCUGCAUCUUAGUGGCAAACUUGUUCCUUUGCUUCGAGAUGCAGGAGCUAUCUGGCUUUAACAUCUUGGUUGUUAAAUGAGAC
Molecule: messenger RNA, 449 nt
Organism: Dendrobium catenatum
Lineage: Eukaryota; Viridiplantae; Streptophyta; Magnoliopsida; Asparagales; Orchidaceae
Product: glutaredoxin-C1-like
Exons: 1
Coding region: 113-427 (104 amino acids)
Source: RefSeq, a predicted model, not a curated record